Molecule: messenger RNA, 1399 nt
Organism: Lutra lutra (Eurasian river otter)
Lineage: Eukaryota; Metazoa; Chordata; Mammalia; Carnivora; Mustelidae
Gene: TSEN34
Product: tRNA splicing endonuclease subunit 34
Exons: 5
Coding region: 155-1087 (310 amino acids)
Biological process (GO): tRNA-type intron splice site recognition and cleavage; tRNA splicing, via endonucleolytic cleavage and ligation
Cellular component (GO): tRNA-intron endonuclease complex
Molecular function (GO): nucleic acid binding; tRNA-intron lyase activity
Source: RefSeq, a predicted model, not a curated record
CAGGGGGUCGGGAUGGGGAGGGGUGGAGGAAGCGGCGCGUGGCGCGCUACGUAGGGGGUGGCUCCGCCGGGAGUGAGAGCUGGUGUUUACGAGGUGACUGGUUCUGUCGGAGGACGGUGCGGCAUUCUGAGGGGAACGCUCGCGAAGGGGGAGGAUGCUGGUGGUGGAGGUCGCGAACGGCCGCUCCCUGGUAUGGGGGGCCGAGGCGGUGCAGGCACUGCGGGAGCGUCUGGGAGUGGGGGGCCGCACGGUGGGCGCCCUGCCCCGCGGGCCCCGCCAGAACUCGCGCCUGGGCCUCCCGCUGCUGCUGAUGCCCGAAGAGGCGCGGCUUCUGGCCGAGAUCGGCGCCGUGACCCUGGUCAGCGCCCCGCGCCCGGAUCCGCGCCAACACAGCCUGGCUCUGGCAUCCUUCAAACGCCAGCAAGAGCAGGGCUUCCAGGAGCAAAGCGCCCUGGCAGCUGAGGCCCGCGAGACUCGUCGUCAGGAGCUCCUAGAGAAGAUUGCGGAGGGCCAGGCUGCGAAGAAGCAGAAGCUGGAACAGGAGUCAGGGGUCAGCGAGAGCCAGGGGGCCGGUGCGAACCCGGCUGCCGCGGAGAGUGAGCCCAGCGCUAGCCAGGCUCCUGCGGAGCCCGAGGAAGCAGGUUCCUCUUCUCCCCAGCCAGGGCCUUCAAAUGAGGUGGCGCCCUUGCCCAGGUCCGCCCUGCUGGUCCAGCUGGCCACUGCUAGGCCUCGGCCCAUCAAGGCGAGGCCCCUGGAUUGGCGUGUCCAGUCCAAAGACUGGCCUCAUGCUGGCCGUCCUGCCCAUGAGCUCCGCUACAGCAUCUACAGAGACCUGUGGGAGCGAGGCUUCUUCCUCAGUGCUGCUGGCAAGUUCGGGGGUGACUUCCUGGUCUAUCCUGGUGACCCACUUCGUUUCCACGCCCACUACAUUGCUCAGUGCUGGGCUCCGGGGGACCCCAUUCCACUGCAGGACCUGGUUUCUGCUGGCCGCCUGGGAACCAGCGUCAGAAAGACGCUGCUGCUCUGUUCUCCUCAGCCCGAUGGUAAGGUGGUCUACACGUCCCUGCAGUGGGCCAGCCUGCAGUGAGUGACUCCAGAGACCCGUGGGGAUGUGGCUGCAUCUGUGGACAGAGCCUUUCCAGAUGGUCCCAAGCUCAUCUCUGCAUAGGGGAGGCUGUGAACCCUCCUGCCUCUCUCUACAGUUAGGUUUUGACUCCAGAUCUAGAAACACUACAUCCUUCUUAUUUCCCUCCCUGUUUCAAAGCACUUACUGGUUGUGAUGUUUUGUAGUUCCUGUUGCCACAGUGUGAGCUUCUUGAGGGUAAAGACGGGGUUUGUUUCAUCUCUGGUUUCUACAGGGCUCAUGUCUCAAGAGGGCUCAGUAAACGUGUUGAAUAAA